Tarenaya hassleriana is the source of this 922-nucleotide messenger RNA. RefSeq names its product 2-C-methyl-D-erythritol 2,4-cyclodiphosphate synthase, chloroplastic-like. Gene Ontology annotation, biological process: terpenoid biosynthetic process. The transcript is spliced from 3 exons. The coding region runs from base 35 to 730 and encodes 231 amino acids. NCBI's taxonomy places the organism in Eukaryota, Viridiplantae, Streptophyta, Magnoliopsida, Brassicales, Cleomaceae. The record is from RefSeq and is a predicted model, not a curated record. Gene Ontology annotation, molecular function: 2-C-methyl-D-erythritol 2,4-cyclodiphosphate synthase activity.
UAAACCACCGGAGAACCACGAGGUUUUGGCGGCCAUGGCGACCACAACCCAACUCUUGUCCUCAUCUCUGCUUCAGUCUCAAAUUACCAGAAAGCCCCUCCUUCUUCCUCCGGCAACGACCUCCCAUCGCCAUGGAUUCUCCGUGCGGAUGCCUUCAUAUCUCUCGUCUCGCCCUUUAGUCUCAGCUUCGGCCGCUUUUCCGGCCGUCGGCGUCGAUAAACCGGAGGCCUCCGAGAAAUCCUCCAAAGUGCUGCCGUUUCGAGUGGGUCACGGAUUCGAUCUUCACCGCUUGGAGCCUGGCUACCCUCUGAUCAUUGGCGGAAUCGAUAUCCCUCACGACAGAGGUUGCGAGGCUCAUUCCGAUGGGGAUGUGUUGCUUCACUGUGUAGUCGAUGCGAUUCUGGGUGCGUUGGGGCUUCCAGAUAUCGGUCAGUUAUUUCCAGAUUCAGAUCCCAAAUGGAAAGGAGCUCCAUCCUCUGUAUUCAUCAAAGAAGCUGUGAGACUGAUGGAGGAGGCUGGAUACGAGAUAGGGAACCUAGACGCGACAUUGAUACUUCAGAGGCCGAAGCUGAGUCCGCACAAGGAGACAAUCCGCUCUAAUCUCUCCCACCUUCUUGGAACAGACCCUUCCUUUAUCAACUUAAAAGCUAAAACCCAUGAAAAAGUCGACAGCCUCGGUGAAAACAGGAGCAUUGCUGCUCAUACCGUCGUUCUCCUCAUGAAGAAGUAAGUCGAUUUUUUUAACCCCCUUCGUAAGCAACCUUUUUUUUCAAAAUUCUCUCCAGAGGUUUUAUAAACAAAAGUCUGAUGAACCAAAAUAGAGUCUCUUUAUGUCAAUAAAAGUAGAUGUAUUGUCAAGAACAGGAGAGAACUUGCUAAAGAUUUAUGUGCUAUUUAAUAAAUAUGUGGCUUCUCUAUCGUA